AUACUAUUUCAAGAUCUAAAUUAACUCUACAUUUUUUUUCCUCCCUGUAUUUUCUGCUACUGCUUCUCUUCUCCCUCCCCACCCCUGUAAGCAGGUCUCCUUCUGGCUGUUCAUUGUUUCAUAGCCAGGAAGAGGCAAAAGGAAGGGCAAACAAAAGUGAUCUAUAAGUAUUUUUGGCUUUGUUUUAUAAAAUCCUGAAAUUUCAAGGGGAAAAAAUUCCAGGACACCACGUAAGUAUCUUGAAAAACUUCAAAAGGGAAAGGAUUUCCUUGAAACUGGAAGAAGGAUUUUCCUGGGCACAUACAAGGGGAGAGAGAAACAGAGAAUGAUCAGCAUUUCCUGAGGAGAAACACGGAACUGGGAGCUGAUACUGGAGGAGUUGCCCAAGAAGAGAACCGGGAGUUGGCAGAGAAGUCUAUGAGGUCAUGCUUCUAGCAUCCAGGUGUAUCAUGGGAGAUGAAUCAUUGCACAAAUGCCACCUAGACCUCACUCAUCUGUACCAGGAAUUAUACUAGUUCUUCUUUCCAUUGACCAUUAACACCCAGGUAGCCACAGUGAAUGGUCAGGACUUGUAUGGGAGCCACCAGGAAGCAUCUCUCUUUUUUUUGUUCUCUGCACUUCAACAUGGAGAAAUGUAAACUGCCACCACACAUCAAGAGUCUGCUGGAGGAUAGAGCCAACACAGACAAAGUGGAUCCAAGAGAUGGAGAAAAAAAUUGGGUGCUGAAGACAUUUGAGCCUGGAUCAAGCUAUUCUUGGAGCUAAAGCUAUCAUCAGAUUCUCAUGUUAUGCUAAGAAAUGGCAUUUCAAAAGGCAGUAAAAGGGACUAUUCUUGUUGGAGGUGGCGCCCUUGCAAGUGUCCUAGGCCUCUCUCAAUUUGCUUAUUACAGAAGGAAGCAAGUGAACCUGGCCUAUGUCGAAGCAGCCGAGUGCAUCUCAGAAGCUGUUAACAAGGAGCCUCCUUCCAGAGAAGCUCAGCUGCUGACUUUGCAGAACGUGUCUGAAUUCGAUAUCCUGGUCAUUGGAGGAGGGGCAACAGGGUGCGGCUGUGCACUGGAUGCUGUCACCAGAGGACUAAAAACAGCCCUUGUAGAAAGAGGUGAUUUCUCAUCAGGGACCAGCAGCAGAAGCACUAAAUUGAUCCAUGGUGGUGUGAGAUAUCUUCAGAAGGCUAUCAUGAAGUUGGAUAUUGAGCAGUAUAGGAUGGUAAAAGAAGCCCUUCACGAGCGAGCCAACCUACUAGAAAUUGCUCCCCAUUUAUCAGCUCCGUUGCCCAUAAUGCUUCCAAUUUACAAAUGGUGGCAGCUACCUUACUACUGGGUAGGAAUCAAGCUAUAUGAUCUGGUUGCAGGAAGUAAUUGCCUGAAAAGCAGUUAUGUCCUGAGCAAAUCAAGAGCCCUAGAACAUUUCCCAAUGCUCCAGAAGGACAAACUGGUAGGAGCAAUUGUCUACUAUGACGGACAACACAACGACGCACGGAUGAACCUCGCCAUUGCCCUCACUGCUGCCAGGUAUGGGGCUGCCACAGCCAAUUACAUGGAGGUAGUGAGCUUGCUCAAGAAGACAGACCCCCACACGGGGAAAGAGCGAGUGAGCGGCGCGCGGUGUAAGGAUGUGCUCACAGGGCAGGAGUUUGAUGUGAGAGCCAAAUGUGUUAUCAAUGCUACGGGACCUUUCACAGACACCGUGCGCAAAAUGGAUGAUAAGAACGCCACGGCCAUCUGCCAGCCGAGCGCCGGCGUCCACAUCGUGAUGCCCGGUUAUUACAGCCCCGAGAGCAUGGGACUUCUUGACCCAGCAACCAGUGAUGGGCGAGUUAUAUUCUUCUUACCCUGGCAGAAGAUGACUAUAGCUGGCACUACCGACACUCCAACUGAUGUCACACACCAUCCCAUUCCUUCGGAAGAAGAUAUCAAUUUCAUUUUGAAUGAAGUGCGUAACUACCUGAGUUGUGACGUUGAAGUGAGAAGAGGGGACGUCCUGGCAGCCUGGAGUGGUAUCCGUCCCCUUGUUACUGAUCCCAAGUCUGCAGAUACUCAGUCCAUCUCCCGAAAUCAUGUUGUGGAUAUCAGUGAGAGUGGCCUCAUCACUAUAGCAGGUGGAAAGUGGACAACGUAUCGAUCUAUGGCAGAAGAUACCAUAAAUGCUGCUAUCAAGGCUCAUAAUUUGAAAGCGGGACCAAGCAGAACAGUUGGGCUUUUCCUUCAAGGGGGCAGAGAUUGGAGCCCCACACUCUACAUUAGGCUUGUCCAGGAUUAUGGGCUUGAAAGUGAGGUGGCACAGCAUCUUGCCGCCACCUAUGGUGACAAGGCUUUUGAGGUGGCCAAAAUGGCAAGCGUAACUGGAAAAAGGUGGCCCAUCGUUGGUGUGCGUCUUGUGUCAGAAUUUCCAUACAUUGAAGCCGAGGUGAAAUAUGGGAUUAAGGAGUAUGCCUGCACAGCAGUGGAUAUGAUUUCACGGCGGACUCGCCUGGCCUUCCUAAAUGUCCAGGCAGCAGAGGAAGCCCUACCCAGAAUUGUUGAACUGAUGGGCAGAGAACUGAAUUGGGAUGAUUAUAAAAAAAAGGAGGAACUUGAAACAGCCAGGAAGUUUCUGUAUUAUGAAAUGGGCUAUAAAUCUCGAUCAGAACAGUUAACAGAUCACUCUGAAAUUAGCCUCCUACCUUCCGACAUCGACAGGUACAAGAAGAGAUUUCAUAAGUUUGAUGCAGACCAAAAGGGCUUUAUUACCAUUGUUGAUGUUCAGCGUGUAUUAGAGAGUAUCAACGUCCAAAUGGAUGAGAAUACACUACAUGAAAUUCUGAAUGAAGUAGAUUUGAACAAAAAUGGACAGGUUGAACUCAAUGAGUUUUUGCAGCUGAUGAGUGCUAUUCAGAAAGGAAGGGUGUCUGGAAGCCGGCUCGCGAUACUGAUGAAAACUGCGGAAGAGAACCUCGACAGAAGAGUCCCCAUUCCAGUGGACCGAAGUUGUGGAGGACUGUGAGUCUGGGCAGUAAGUCCACGGCCAACAGACAUAGGAACAACAAAUCAUCAUGUAACAACCAGAGAUGACUUACACCACUCCCAAAUAGUGGCCAUGGAUGGCUGCCUUUGUUAACACUGGGAAACAUUCCAAAGCUUUAGGACGUUGAUGUAUACCCUUUAUUUGUAUUUGCCAUUCAAUCUAGCUUCUAAAGAGUGUAUUUUAUCUUUUUUCUCACUUUCAAUGCGCACUGAUUUAAUGCUUUGCAUCCAUUUUGUAACCUGUUAGACUGGACACACUCCCUUUUUGUGUGUCUCUUCAUUUAUUCUGAAUCACUCCUAGGGACAGAGCAUUUUGGCCGAAAUUGAAAAGAGGCUGGAAAAAUUUCUUGUGAUGUGCACAAAGCUCUGGACAUUAAGAUUGUAGAUAGGAUUUGCUCCUAACAGAAACUGAGCAGGGAGUGACCUAUAGAAAUGAUAGCAUUUCUGGAGACCUCUCAGAUCCUUCUUCCCUGAGAUGGAUUGCCUUCCCCAUCCAAACAAUACCGGGCAGUUUUAUGUCUAGGGUAUGACUGGCAAAACCAGAGAGCGAAGACAAAGUUUAGAUCUGGUUACAGGAGCGAGUCUCAAAGAGAAACUCUGAACGCUUCCAGAAUCACAGGUGUAAGAUAAGGAUAGCGUUGACAUUUGCUGGAAGUUACACUGAUAGUUUCAUCUCAGCAAUUCGGUUUUUUUCCCAGUCACUGCUGGUUUUUCUUUGACUAUUAUAGUUGCCAGGAAGAUCCUUGCUUUUCAUAUUUUAAAACCAGCGUUUAAGUGGCAAGUUGGAUGUGAUGGGAUGAGACUAAAUUUCUCAAAUCCUCACAGUAGUAAUAAAGUUAAGGAUUAAAAACCUGUGUGUGUGUAUCCACAUGCGAUGGCACGAUUUUCAAUCCCCAAAUCCUAAACUGUGGCCCAUGUGCUUUUGUCAAACAUGGCCUCUUUGGCUUAGUUUAUUGCAUCAUUUUGGGGGAGUAAUUUCAAACAGAGAGUAAAAGAGGAUCGAAGUAACCUUUAGUUAACUUUAAUUAUAAUUAUUUGUAAAAAGGCACAGUGCUGCAGUAGUCAAGGUCAUUUGGGUUGCUUAAAGCCUUUCUCCUUCUCGACUCUGUGGAAAAGUUCUCAACCACAGAGAAAAAGAAAAGAAAGAAAAUCACGCGCAACACUCACCCACACACAGACCCUUCUCCCACCACACACACACAGAGACACAAAACAAAACAAAAAUAAAUCUGAUUGAAUUUAACAAAUAAUACAUUGAAUUUAAAGGGCCAAUUUGGUACGCUUUUGCAAUACUUCACUAGCAUUUUAACCAAUCACCUGAAUAUUUAUCCACUGUGCUUCCUCUUGUGAGGUUAACUACCUGCUUUUUUAUUUUCUAAGAUCAGGUUGUGUAUGUAAUAGGAGAUAUAACCCUGUAUUUAAUGGCAGGCUUUAAUUGCACAGACUUGAGAUCUUAGUUGUUUUUUUUUAACUGGUACAUAAAACACUUUUGUGCUGUUAUUUCUAUUUAUGUGAACAUUGUAGAAUAUCUUUCUGCCUCAUUCAAGUGGGAUAUGAGCCUGGAUGUCAUAAUGUAAACACUGGAGGUUCACUCACCACCUAAACCCCCACCCCACUUCAAAACAUUCACUUGUUUUUAAAUGAAGUUUAGACUUGCCACUUCCCAAAGGAAAACCUAAAAUGGAGCAAGGGAUGCUCCCAGGUAUCACUGUGAACGUUUUUCUUUCAAAGGUGAACAUUUUACACUGCCUUUAAAAAAAUAUAUUGGAAGCAUGUGGCUUUGUAAUUUAGUGUUUUUCUAUCAAGAUGAUAAGUUUCGCUGUUUAGAACCCGGUGACCCUUGAUAGAAAAGCUGUCCUUUAAAACACCGCAGAUGACGUACCACAAUACACUACCUUUGUGCUCUCUCUCUUUCUCUCUUUCUAGUUAGAUCAAGAUAGCGAGAACUUGUGCCCUCCCUGAACCCUGAACCCAUUACAGUGGGGACCGGCUUUAUAGGCUGACUGGUCUGGGCAGAGCUGUAUUUGUACAACAGGCCUGGUUUGUACACGCUUUGCUAUGAGUGAAGUUCCUUUAAGGACAAAGAAAAGCGCACUUUGCUUCCUUUGAGCGUCUCUGCUUUUGCUGAAAAUCUGCUAAUUCUAAAACAUACGCUCCUUCACCAAUCCCAGAGACUGAUCUUGGAAGUGAGCUGGUUCCAAGUCUACUGUGAAUAAAGCACCCCCGCAUUUUUGUGUGAGUUCUUAAUUAAACCUGCACAGCUUCUGUACCUGAUUUCAGAAAAGGGGAAAGGAAAUGGAGGGAUUAGCCCCUUCAAAACCUAUUCCAAGCAGGAGAGAAUUUUUCUUUUCUUUUUGUACAAAUGUGAUACUAGAUGAUUCUAUGUGGAUGGGGAUGAGGGGUGCAGAGAUUGUCUUUAUCAUCCGGUGAUUUAUUUCAAGAGCCUUUAAGGGGAUUCAGGUGAAGGAACCCCCAUCUGUGGUGAAGAGCUGGAUGCUCCUUUAAAUAGCCCCAUACCACGGUCCUAACAAUAGUGACAAUGCUGGAUUAUUGCUUAAGCGAAGGUUGUCUGCCUCAAAGCCCUCAUGCUGUUUGCAAUAUUCUUGCUUUCAAUCAAUUUAUACUAAGUGUAACUUUAGGAUUUCUACUAUUAAAUGCAUGCUCCCUAUUCUGCUUUAGUUUUUAGCUUUUUAUGUAACUUAGUCUUUUGUACAACAACAAAAAUUUCAUUGUGACUUUUACUGAACAUACUGUAAGGACGAUCAUUGAUCUUAUUUCCUUUUUUAUGCAACCGUAAAGAUUUUUGGCAUAUGAAUGUAAUAAUAUCGAAGUCAGUGAUGCUCUAACUUGCGCUGUUUUGCAUUAUGUCAGCCCUUUUCAGGGAAUAAAAAAGCCCUACUGUGUUUUUAAAGACUAUCCAGUCCAAGCCGUGUUGGAGUGGAUAUGCACACUGCAUGCCUUCAUAUGUGGUGCUUUCAUGUAUUGUGUUGGGUUAUUGUUCUAGAUGGAACUGUUAAAUACUGUGUUUGAGGCUGGAUUGUCAUUUUUAUAACUGUCUUGGUGUUUUAUCGCCAUUAUUUAUUACUUUUGAUAUACAGAAUGAGCUGCAUGCAUUUAUAGAGCAAUAAGAAGAUGUAUUUAAUGUGCCUUGUUUUUAACUGAAUAAGAACUGAAAGCACGAAUCAAUAAAACUGAUUAAAAUGG
Zalophus californianus (California sea lion) is the source of this 6206-nucleotide messenger RNA. It is a transcript of the gene GPD2, whose product is annotated as glycerol-3-phosphate dehydrogenase 2. The record is from RefSeq and is a predicted model, not a curated record. The transcript is spliced from 17 exons. Gene Ontology annotation, cellular component: mitochondrion; glycerol-3-phosphate dehydrogenase (FAD) complex. Gene Ontology annotation, molecular function: calcium ion binding; glycerol-3-phosphate dehydrogenase (quinone) activity. Bases 799 to 2982 code for a protein of 727 amino acids. Gene Ontology annotation, biological process: glycerol-3-phosphate metabolic process. NCBI's taxonomy places the organism in Eukaryota, Metazoa, Chordata, Mammalia, Carnivora, Otariidae.